This is a messenger RNA of Danio aesculapii, 1098 nucleotides long. RefSeq names its product bMERB domain containing 1 (gene bmerb1). Gene Ontology annotation, cellular component: microtubule cytoskeleton. Bases 103 to 867 code for a protein of 254 amino acids. NCBI's taxonomy places the organism in Eukaryota, Metazoa, Chordata, Actinopteri, Cypriniformes, Danionidae. The transcript is spliced from 6 exons. Gene Ontology annotation, biological process: negative regulation of microtubule depolymerization. The record is from RefSeq and is a predicted model, not a curated record.
UGUGAGUGUAUGGUGUAUAGUCGGAUGGGCUGCUCAUGAUCGCGCAGCAUCAGUCCGGUGUUCCGGUGUUGCUGUCCUCCGUCACUCCUCAGCUCGUCUGUCAUGACGCCUCUGGUCUCGAUGUUCAUUCGGCGGCCCCUUAAAUGCCAGGCCGUCAUCCUCUGUGCGCAUGCGCUCUGCAUCCCUCAUCCCGGUGACGUCACGGUCUUCAUUCUGACAAGAUGUGGUUCUGUUCCGCGGAGCAGCGCCGAUCUGCGUGAUUUACCGCGACCAAAUCAAAGAGAUCCGGUGCUGUGGAGGCCAGAGUCCGCCAUGGAGCUGCAGCAGGCGCUGUCCGGUAUGAAGAUGUACGGGGCGCUGCAGGAGACACACCGACACACGGACACAGGUGACGUGUCGAUGGCCGAGCGCUCCGUGUCUGCAGAGGAGAUCGAGGCAGAGAUGUCGCGUAUUCAGCGUCUGCGGGAGGUGCUGGUGCGGCGCGAGUCUGAGCUCAGAUUCAUGAUGGACGACAUUCAGCUCUGCAGAGAGAUCAUGAACCUGAAGCAGGAGCUGAGGAAGACUGUCAGAGUGCCAGACACAGAGAAGACGAAGCAGCAGCGGCAGGCGGAGGAGAAGCUGAUCCUGCAGAUACACACACUGGUGCAGAAGAGAGAUUACCUGGUGGAGGACGCAGAGGUGGAGCGUCUGAGGGAGCAGGAGGAGGAUCAGGAGAUGGCAGAGUUCCUGCAGCAGAAGCUCAGCGUUAUCCAGAGAGCUCCAAAACCGAGAGUGACCGAAGCUCCCGCCAACAAGCCGUCGAUCAGCAGGACGAGUGCGGCGGUGCUGCGGGACUGCUGCGGGGCCACGCGCUGCGCCAUCAUGUGAAGAGAAGAGUGUGUGAAGGCGACAACACACACACACACACACACACACACACACACACACACACACACACACACACCAGUGUACAGCAGACCACAGCACAACAGUAAACAUGUUUAGCUUCACAUCCUGAUCAACUGAAUGACUUAAAUCAUCAUAUGAGCUUCAGACAGGCAGAGUGUGUGUGUGUGUGUGUGUGUGUGUGUCCCAUGAAGCUUUAAUAAACUCAUUCAU